CAUCCCUCCAAAAGUCUUCAUCCUUUACUACAACAUUAAUGGCUACUUCUAUGAAAUUCACUGCUACUGGCUUUCUUCAACUUAAGAAACCUCAAAACCCAUUUCUUCUUCACUCUCCAUCCCAAGCAUCUACCGUUUCAGUCAAGAGACGUCUUAUAACACCAAUGGCUGCUCUCACCUUGACACCUACCAUCAAUCUCUCUCAAACUUUCACAAAAUUGAAGAACCAACGCAAAGUAGCAUUUAUCCCUUACAUCACUGCCGGUGAUCCCGACCUUUCAACCACGGCGCAAGCGCUGAAGGUGCUCGAUUCUAGUGGGGCGGACGCGAUCGAGUUAGGUGUGCCACACUCUGAUCCAAUACUAGACGGUCCAGUUAUUCAGGCUUCAGCCACUCGUUCCUUAGCUAGAGGGACCAAUUUCAAUUCUAUUAUGUCAAUGUUAAAGGAUGUGGUCCCACAAUUGUCUUGUCCAAUCGUUCUAUUUUCGUACCAUAACCCAAUCAUAAAGCAUGGUAUUGAAAACUUCAUGUCCACAAUUAGCGACGUUGGGGUACAUGGUCUUGUGGUUCCAGAUGCUCCAUUUGAAGAGACGAAAAGCUUGAGAAAGGAGGCUGUGAAGAAUAAUGUUGAGUUGGCAUUACUAACUACUCCCACUACGCCAAUAGAUCGAAUGAAGAAGAUAGUUGAAGCUUCAGAAGGAUUUGUAUACCUUGUGAGCACUGUGGGAGUUACCGGUGCCCGUGAAUCGGUGAACGAACAAGUUCCGAGGCUUUUAAGGGAAAUUAGAGAGGCAACAACCAAGCCUGUGGCAGUUGGUUUUGGGCUAUCAAAGCCUGAACAUGUGAAACAAGUAGCAGAGUGGGGAGCUGAUGGUGUUAUUGUUGGUAGUGCCAUUGUGAAGGUGUUGGGGGAAGCCAAGUCUCCAGAAGAAGGGUUGAAAGCACUUGAAACUUUCACCAAGUCUUUCACAUCUGCACUCCUUGGAUAACAUGUAAUUAUGAAAUUUUUAUUGAAGCUAGACUAUGGAGUAUGUUCCAAGGACAAAAAAUAAAAAUGAAAAGUGCGCUAAAAUGUAGUAACUAAUUAUUACCUGCAUUAUAAUUUAUAACGUAGCAUGCAUUUUUUAUUCAGCAGCAUUCUACUCUACUAGCUACCGUAUGUUUGGAUUGAGUUAUCUGCUUGAUUUUUAAGUCACCUAUAUAAUAGUAAAAAGAGAGUUCAACGGGA
This is a messenger RNA of Prunus avium (sweet cherry), 1228 nucleotides long. The record is from RefSeq and is a predicted model, not a curated record. NCBI's taxonomy places the organism in Eukaryota, Viridiplantae, Streptophyta, Magnoliopsida, Rosales, Rosaceae.